AUGAUGCGUCUUGUCGAGAUCCUGUUGGCCAUUGCCAUCGUUCUUGUCGCCAGCACCGAUGCUGUCUCUGCUACUCCGAAAAGGACCACUCACAACGGCUUCUACGCCGAUCUCUACAACGUUGAAGAUGGAGCUGUCACGAACAAGCUUCGUGUCCCGCUCGGCGACGCUAACCAAUACAAGAAGUCCGACUUCAAGGCCUUGAAGAAAACACUCAACCAGGAGGAGCGAGCUGCCGUAUUUUUUCCAAGAGGCUUCAACUCUCUCAUCAAGGGCUUUGAGCGUUUUGUGGGUUUCUUUGGAAGGAGCAAACGCCGUCUGGGCAUCGAUGAAGCGUGAGACACCGAUCAAACUUCAAGCCCAUCCUUUGCGCAGGCCUCACAGGUAAAGCCUCGAUCGAACCUGGAAUAAGCAACAACUCUUUGCACGAUUGAAUACACGCAUUGCUCUAUUC
Molecule: messenger RNA, 454 nt
Organism: Phytophthora nicotianae INRA-310
Lineage: Eukaryota; Oomycota; Peronosporomycetes; Peronosporales; Peronosporaceae
Exons: 1
Coding region: 1-339 (112 amino acids)
Source: RefSeq, a predicted model, not a curated record